Messenger RNA from Trichoplusia ni (cabbage looper), 2285 nucleotides. Its product is annotated as tetraspanin-2A-like. Lineage: Eukaryota; Metazoa; Arthropoda; Insecta; Lepidoptera; Noctuidae. Gene Ontology annotation, cellular component: membrane. Bases 144 to 929 code for a protein of 261 amino acids. The record is from RefSeq and is a predicted model, not a curated record. The transcript has a single exon.
UUUAUAGGAAGCCGCGGUCUCUAGCCACCUUAUAAAACCAACCGCGCCGAGGCCCCGCCAUUCAAUUGUGAACGUUCGACCUCACCACACGUACCACGCCGUACGCAAUUACACAAUAUUCAAAUAACGUGAAACUGUGCAACAUGAGUACCUCGAGCGCCUCGUCCAUGCUCCUGUUCAUCCUGAACAUUAUCCACGUUGUCUUCGGGCUCGCCAUCACCUGCACAGCAAUAUGGUUCUUCGUAGAAGUCCACAACAUCACCAGCCUGAGGAACGCCAACCAUUACCUCCUGGACUACAACGUGUACUGGCCCCAGGCCAUCCCCUGGGUGUUCAUCCUCGUCGGAGUGCUAGUGCUGUGUGUCUCGUGCUGUGGUUUCGUCGGUGCCAAGAAGAAGAGCAACGGUCUAGUAGUGAUGUACACAGUGUUCCAAGUUACAACGAUCGUCGCCUUAAUAGCCGCUGUUGUUGUCGCGCUAGCGCUCGCCGACUCCUCAUCCACUGACAAGUUCAUUAAAGAUACUAUCUGGGAUGUGUACGGGACCAUGAAGAGCGACCCGACUAUUGAAACUCCGUUUGGCACGAUGGAGAAGCGUUUACAGUGCUGCGGCGCGUCCACCCCGAGGGACUACAUCAGCUGGCGCCGCGAGUUCCCCAUCUCUUGCUGCGACACCAACUACCACGGCUUCCUCGGCUCGUACAGCAUCGACUGCGACUUCACGAACAAACUGGCCAAUGAGAGGCACGGCUGCGCGGAGGUCGCGACCAAUUACACGAGAAUAGUGAUCAGGGUCCUGUCCGCCGCGUCCGUGUUCACCGCCUUCAUUGGAUUAAUGAACGUAAUUGUAGCUGUGACCUUAUCGAAAAGCGUGAGCAAGAAGCCGAGAAUGCCCCCACAGGAGUAUGAGAGCAAAAAGGUUCUGUUGUAGAUUAGGCAAUAGUUAGUUUGUGUGUACCUCAAGGGUCCCACUUGGGACCGGUUCACUUAACAAGUUUUUCCUUUCUUGUCGAAGAGAGCGAUCAACGUUAAGUAACAUAUGUCGGUGUGAAGAAACUUGCUAAACAUUUACGCAAUGUUGGCUGCGACAGUAUUUCUUAGUAUUUAUGUUAGUUUUAAGUAGGUUAACUGCACGUGAGCGAUUUGUAGCUUUAAUUUAUCCACCGUAAUCGCUCAAGCUUGUAGCUUCUAGUCUUAAAGGCUAUUAAGAGCAUUUAAUGCACUUAAUAUUGAGAUGGACCAUGUGCAGGACGAGACAAAGGAUGGGAUGAGUCAAGACUUAAGCGAGAUAAUUGAAUUGACUCUCAUUUGAUAAUAGUACUCUUUGAAUGAACUUCAUGUGACUGACCCUUGUCGGUAUAACCUGCUAAAGUAAUGAAGCUUAAAGGUUAUUUUUUUCGUUUAUUCGCAAUAUGAACGUACCUGCGAUAUUUACCAAAAAUAUAAAUGUUACAAGAGUGAAUAAUAAUUUAGGAUUUUUAGGUGUUAAUUUGAGGUGAAGGCACCUGUUACCAGAUGUAAAAUGUGAAUAGAAAUUGUAUUUUUAACAGAUUUAUAUAAUACAGAAAUAAUUGUAUGUAGUUACAGAUAACUUGUUGUGUCAUUAGAAGCCAUUGUGAGUGGAUUGUAUAGGUAUAACCCGUUUGUAUUUAUCAAGUUCUUCCUCAAACGGAUUUGUUGAAGUAUUUGAAACAAUAGCACGAGAUAUAACCUUGUAACGCGUCAUAGAAUUGAAAUAAUUAUGUAAAGAAUUAUUUUUCUAACAUAUAUCAUGACAUUUUUGUAUAUCUAAGUAUAUAGGUGUCUAAGAAUGAUCUUAGAUUUCCAUUUAUACUUGACUCUCGUACAUUCCUGUAAAUAGGCGAAUACCAAGCUUUUGAAUGAUGUUACUGAUUGUUCGGAACCCACAGUUGCGUUAUAGUAACAAAAAUGACAAUAACAACAUUCAUCCCAAGCUAUUUGAAACCUUAAAUCGUAGGUAUAAGGACUGAAUUCGUCUGCAUAAUCAGCUUACGUAAUAUUUAUUUUAUGUGUAGUUAUAGCAUCAUCGUGAAUUAUAGAAACUUUGUAAAGUGUGUCGACUACGUACCUGUGAGCUUGAGGUCCGAGUAUUAGGCCGGCCACACACGAUCAAACGGUUUGAUCAGUCCUUAUGAUAAGUUAUGAAUGACUGUUUAAUUUUAGUUUUAAGUUGCUUUGUGUAUUCGCAUUUCAUAAAAUAGACUGGAUGUUUUUGAAAAUCAUUGUUUUUAUUACCAUUAUUUAAGCUUAUUAACCCUAGAUAGAA